This is a messenger RNA of Diabrotica virgifera virgifera (western corn rootworm), 7304 nucleotides long. RefSeq lists its product as uncharacterized. The record is from RefSeq and is a predicted model, not a curated record. The transcript has 4 exons. NCBI's taxonomy places the organism in Eukaryota, Metazoa, Arthropoda, Insecta, Coleoptera, Chrysomelidae. Bases 384 to 2090 code for a protein of 568 amino acids.
CGCCAGUUUGCCACUUGACUAUUUAAUGCAAUGUGAUGCGCAAGAUGUUAUAACUGUUCAGACCCCGUGUCUGGGUCAGAAGGCGGUCGAUGUAUUCUUCUACUUCAUCAUACCCUCUUAUUUCUACUUCUUCUUCUUGUUCUGUUUGGAGGGGUCUCCGGAAGAGCCGCAUGUGUGUGUCUUCUACACCUUUACUGGUAGUCAUCUCGACAGGUGGAAUCCACUUCUAAAGACGCGGUAGUCGGUGGUGUCGGCGCGAGACGUGUGACAUUGAACAGUUUUAACAGUGACAAUCCUUCAAGGACUUGGAUUAUCCUGUCGAUUUGUUUUAAAGAGAUUUUGCAGAGAUUCCAUAGAAGGUUGAAUAGGCGCAGCCGUUUUAUAUGAGCACAAUGGUUCUACGAACGUUCGUCAUAAUCGGCCUAUUAUUUCACGGGCUUACUGUCCUUGCGGAAGAAGUUGAAGUGGUAGAGGCAGUUCAAGGCUCGGAAGAAAUCAAGGAACUUAACAAAAAUGAACAAGAACCAAGCUCAGACCAACUGGCUCUUGAAUCAUUAGAUGACAAGUCAGACCCACCACAAAAACUUGCUUAUAACAGUGGUCCCCCAUCAAGAAAUCCUAAUCAACCAUCCAGAAACAAUGGAGGACAUUACAGUAACCACAAGCCCUUCCCCGGACAAAAGAACACUAAUAACCCAUUCGAUAACAACAAAAUUUCCUACAAUGGACCACCCCCUCCACCACCUUCUCAGAAGCAAGCUAUGGACAAAUACGACACUGCUGGUGGAGAAAUUUGGCCUGCCCCAGUUCCAGAUAUGCCGAAAAUUCUUUCUCUUGAUGUGAAAUGUGAGAAAAACCUCAUGAAAGUGUACAUUGGAUUUGAUAAACCUUUCUAUGGUAUAGUUUUCAGCAAAGGUCAUUAUAGUAACGUCCACUGUGUUCAUCUUCCUGCUGGUUUAGGUAGAACCUCAGCUCAUUUUGAAAUAGGUAUUCAUGCUUGCGGAACCUCUGGUAACACCGAAAAUGGUCUUUAUGGAUAUGGUGCCGAAUCGGGCUCAGGAACUUUCUUCGAAAACAUCAUCGUUAUUCAAUAUGAUCCUCAAGUACAAGAAGUCUGGGAUCAAGCAAGAAAACUUAGAUGUACUUGGCACGAUCAGUAUGAAAAAUCGGUUACUUUCCGACCCUUCCCGGUAGAUAUGCUUGACGUUGUCAGAACUGACUUUGCCGGUGACAAUGUGGGCUGCUGGAUGCAAAUACAAGUAGGAAAGGGACCAUGGGCGUCGGAAGUAUCAGGUUUAGUCAAAAUAGGCCAAACAAUGACAAUGGUUUUAGCUAUUAAAGAUGACGACAACAAGUUUGAUAUGUUGGUAAGGAACUGUAUGGCUCACGAUGGAAAAAGAGCUCCCAUACAGUUAGUCGACCAAAGAGGUUGUGUCACAAGACCAAAAUUGAUGUCCAGAUUUACUAAGAUUAAAAACUUUGGCGCAAGCGCUUCAGUGUUAUCAUAUGCCCACUUCCAGGCAUUUAAAUUCCCUGACUCCAUGGAAGUUCACUUCCAGUGCACCAUCCAAAUCUGCAGAUAUCAAUGUCCAGAUCAGUGUUCAGAUUCUUCAGGACAACAUCUCCACGGCUUGCUUGAUUUGGUGCAUGGUCCACCUGAUACUGGUUAUGGUGCUCCUCCACCGCUACCUAUCGAAGCAUAUUUACAUCCUGGGCGACCAAGGGAUGAAAGGAGAUCAAAGAGAGCUCUCGCUGUCGACCCGGAAAAGGAAGUGGGGGUGAAUAGGAUUAUUAGGGUUGUAUCUACAGGAGAUUUGACAUUUACACUUGACGAAAACAGCAAUAGCACAACUCCACCCACUAUGGUCUUUCCCGCCAAGGAGGAAAUUAACAACGGAGGAUUAAUAUGUAUGACUACUCCAGGUUUUGCAGCAACCUUAGUAGUUUUAUUAGCUAUAUUAAUAGUAUCUUGUCUUAUGUCAGCUUUCCUUUGUGUCAAACUAAGACCAUUUGCUGAAAACAAACUCGCAGGUGUCAUAGGAUAUGCCAAUUCACAGAAAACAAAGUCAAGGAGCUGCUUUUACUCGUAAUAUUAGAGCAGACUGAAAGGGUUUAGAUCGAAAGAAAAACGGCUACAUGCUUGGUCAUAUAAAUUAAAAUCUUUCGACAUAUGGGUAUGUGUGUGUUGUAAGUGUUUUUCUUAUGAGCAGGAGAAAGUUGGAUAUUUUUUAUGAGAAUAAGAGAACGCUCAUACAAUACGUUUAGUUUUCAAUUAGAUAUAGGCCACUGAAAUCUUAACAUUCCUAGCACUAAAAUCGGCAACAUUGCUUAUUUCACUAUCGUUGUUUAAUCGCCAAAUGACGGCGAAGGACGGAGCGACGGGGUUAGAAUCAGCUGAUAUCAGGUGCUUUAGCAUGGGAAGUGGGACCGCAUGGUACUCGACGGCGCGCAGUGUUGCCAGUUAUAGGUAAUAAUAUAUAUCUAAUUUAAAUCUAAACGUGCUGUAUCUGAUAACUUAGAAUUGUAUAAGCUUUUGAUAACUUUUAUCUAGAAUGUAAAUUAGAUAUAUUUAUAUCAGUUAGGACGAAUGUGUGCCACUCAAGGCCAUACAAAAUUAGUCCCAAUUUUUCCUGCUUAUGAGUUAUCCCCAAUAUGAUCCUGCAUCGUAUCAAUGUUUUCAGAUGUCGAAGAUAUUCGUUAAUUUAGUUUUUUAGGUUACCUUUUUAACAAUUUUCAAAUUAUUUUUAUAAAGAAAUUCAAGACUUUUGUAAAUAUACCAAAAAUUAAUUUUGGAGUUGCUCUUUUGGUUUCGGUUAUUUUUAAAUUUUAUUUUGUAUAGAUUAUUUAUUGAUAUUUAUUUAUUUAUUACUGUUAAAAUGAUUUUACGAUAAGUACCUGUAAAAAAUUGUAAAAACUUUGCGAACAACAAAUGCUUAGAUUUUGGAGGUGUUUCUAAGUAUAGUAGCUUUGUGUAAAGCUCCUACGUUAUACUAAUUAUAUUUAUUAUAAUAACUAAUUUUAUUUUAUAAAAGUUUCAUAUUUCACGAAUACAAGUAAAUUGUAUUCUUAAUUAGGCGUCAUAAAUAAACCUCGACAGACUUAGAUAAUGAUAAUUUUGGCAUAAGGAUAAUGCUGUGUUUGAAAUAGUUAUUUUGGCUUUUCUGGCGCUACUCACUUGCAAAAUAUUUCUAACUGUAAAGGAAUCGUCAAAGAAUAAGUAAUGUACGUAUUUUUCCCCUUUUUGCCAUAUUCUAAAUUUGAAAAAAUGUAUAUGGAAUAAUCAGAAUUUUUUGACAUGCCAUUCCUAUACAGCGAACAUUUCAUUGGCUAGAAACUGGAAUAUCUAGGCCACAUAAUGACAAUGGAAAAGUACUCCCUGCUAAGGCUCAUAAUCCAAGGAAGAAUCUCGGGAAAGAGAAAUGUGGGACGUAGAAGGAUUUUUUGGUUGCGAAAUUUAAGGUAGUGGUACGGGCGCAGCUCAAUACAAUUGUUCAGAGCUACAGCCAACAAUGUUAAGAUUGGUGUGAUGGUAGCCAACCCCCGAUAGGAGACGGUACUGCAAGAAGAAAGAAGAUGACCUUACAUUUAUAGCACCAAAUCAACAAGAAAUACUAGAUCUCCUGCGAAAAGUUGAGUAUAAAACCAUUAAGGUUGAUCUUAAAAUUAAUCAAGAUAACACCAACAUAAUGGUGAUAGGCAGAUUCAACACCACUCAGCUGCUUCGGCUUCCACUAGCUCGGAUCUAGUAUAAUGGCAAUAAAUGCUCGCGUAAAUAAAGUUUGGAAAGAUAGAUCGUUCUCUCAAAUUAUCAAGAUGAGUUUGGUGACUGCAAUAAUUGUAUUCUCAACAUUUCUAUACUAUAUUUCUAUAUAAACUUGGACUUUUCUCAUAUAAGAACGCCAAAAUUGAUGCCUUUGAGAUGUAGUAUUAGAUGCUGGACAUACCUUGGACAACUCAUCGGACAAACGUUUGCAUUCUUAAGUAAAUGACAUUUAAAGAAAGGCUGUCCAAAACAUAUCUGCACCGAAUUGUACAGUUCUUUGGGUACGUAGUUCGCAGAGGUGAUGAUAAUUUCUUCUUUUACCCUUUAAUUCGUCCAGUUUUGAAUAAAUACUAAAGCCCCUGGUCUCUUCCAUUCGCCUUUGUUUUGUGCUUUCUGUUUUCAGUACGAUUCUCCUAUCUUUCACUUAUCAUUAAUGAUUAUAUCAUUAUCAGUAAUGAUAAUUCAGAGAGGUUAAUUUUUGGAAAUUCUGCUAAAAAUUUCUGGAAAACUUUUUAGCAGAAGACCAAUACAACGGUCACCAGAUGGCCCGAGCAAAUUCAGUAUUCAGCCGGUCAUUUAUUCUACGAAUCCCUUGGAGGAGUUAAAGAUAAUCACCAAUGGUGAAAACUUGUUAUGAGUACUGAAGGAAAUCCUUAGUAAUGGAAAACCGACAAGAAAAAGACGCAAGACCGUCAUCAUUGCCGAUAGUCUAGACAUCUUGCGACACAUAGUCAAUAAAAUUACAGAAAUGAGUCAGAAUAUCUUGGAUGGACCAUAUUCUGAAUGGGGAAGUACUUUGUAGAACGAAUAUACAACUUUAUUUAUUAAAUACUAGAAAGACCCGGAAAUUGGACUGCUUGGGACCUACUAGGCGAAAAAACGAAUAUUAUAGACUGGCUGAUCUUGUAGAAAAAUUAAGGGCAAAUAUAGGUCCCGAAGGCAGACGGAUCUUCUAGCUUAAAAAUUUAUGAGCAUGGUUUUCCAUAACAAAUACUGGGCUGUUUCGAGCAGCAGUGAACAAAGUACGAAUAGCCACGAUGAUUGCAAAUAUCCGAAAUUAAUAGGCACCGAAAGAAAAAAAAAUACCUGUUUCAAGAUACUUACUGGCAUAUAUCUUAAAAUGUGGCGUUUUACUCUGGCAGCCAGCCGUAUUUCUACUUCUACAUUAUUCUCUACAUCGCUGUGCCUUAGAUCUUAUAUAAAGAUAAUAAAUCUUUUGCUUUACAUUUAAAGUCAUGUCCCUAAUAAUGUGCUACACUUUCCACUAUAAUUAUUUCUUCAUUUUAAUAAUAACUGCCUUGAUGUUUUAAUUUUCCGUGAAAGUUAUUUUGCAUUUUGACCAAGCUUUCCUUUGUGUGUUACUUGUUAAGUUUUAGAGCUUUAAAACACAUAGUGAAAAGUAGAUAUUAUUAUAUACUCAACAGAAUACCAGACACAUAAGCCAGGGGUCUUAAAAUUAGUAAAAGAAAAGUAGUGCAAUUUGAUUAAUUUUUUAAUUUGAAUUAAUCCUUAUCUAAAAUUAUCUGUGAUGUAAAAAUCACAAAUUGUUAGAAUUUCAUAGUAAAAGACCUGCUUCUGUUUGAUUUUUAAUGUGUUAGUUGUGUACUCUCUAAAACGUUAUGUAUUAACCAUCAAUAUAUGAAUGAAAAUAUUACUCGUCUCAUUUCCUUUUCAAGCCAUAUUAUCAGAUGAUACCAACAGAUUGAAGUACGUGGCAACUAGACAGAGUGCAGAGUGUAAAUGAAGGGGUGGGUGCAAUAACCAGGCAGCUCCACUUUUUUACCAAAAUGAGAUUUUUAGUGACUUACUCUUAAAAAAAUCGGCCGAUCGUUCCCUAUGGCAACGAUAUUUGGAGCUACUUUGCUUUCGGUUUGUAGCAAGAACCGGGCAGUUCCUGGAGCUGCCUGGUUCUUGCACUUAACUGUUGGCAAAAUAAUAUAAUAGAAAAUAUAGAAAAGAUAUAAAAUAUCCAUAAGGGCAGCGUUUCGAAGAGUUACUUUUAUGUUUUCGAUGAAAUAACGGGUCGGAAAUCUCCAAAUGAAUGAUAAGUUGCUUACACGAUUUUAUUAAUAAAUACAUUGAUCUGCAGGUAACAACCCUUUACGUUUUUAGUGACAACUGUGCUGCGCAGAACAAGAACUCCGUUCUUGUUCACUUUUGGCAAUCUCUUCUAUUGCAUGGAAGAUUCAAGAGAAUAAGACAUCGUUAUCCCGAACCUGGGCAUAGUUUUUUACCCUGUGACGGGUCGUUUGCUCUGGUGGAAAAAGAAAAAAGAAAGAAAGAAAGAAAGAGUUUAUCUGCCAGAGGAAUGGAGUCGCAUGAUAGCAAAUACCAGUAAGAAGUUUAUUGUGAAAACUGUUAAACAAGUUAUGAUUCUAAACUAUAAAGAAGUUCUGGAGCCAUUUUUUAAGAAAAGCAAUAUUAAAAAUAGUUCUGGUGCAAAAUUUACCAUAUCGAAAUAUAAAGUUAUCGAAUUUAGUGAAACACAUAGAGAGACUGUUAUGUGCUCAGAGUCAGCGAAUGGUUUUGUGACUGAGGAUUUCGUUCUUCUAAAGAAAUCUUGUGUACCGAUUUUUCCACAAGUACACAAUACGGUUUAUAAUGCCCCAUUGCCUUUGAAAAGGGAUAAGCUAUUAAAUGUCAUGGAAUUGGCCAGACAGUAUGUUGGCAAGGCUGAAUUGUGCUACUACCAACAACUUGUUUCUGUAGAGCCAGAAGAAUGCCAAACAUCCGAAACUGAAGAUGAGCACUAGUAACCUAAGAAGAAUAUUACCUGUUUUUUAUGUUGUCAUAUUCCACUGAUUAGUUUGUAUUUUGAUAAUAAUGUAAUAAGGACAUUUUAUUUAGUUUCUUUACUUUUUGUAUCCAAAUAACAUAUAAAUAAACCUAAAACUAUUUUUUUUGUAUAUUUUUGGCAAAGCAGCUCCAAUUUUUUUUUUUAUUUUAUUAAAGUAUGAUAUUAAUAAUAUUUACAAAAACUACGUAAAAACUUUCUCUUUACAUGCUUUCACCGCAGGAAAAAAAUAAUCAAAAAUAAACUAAUUUUGAAUUUUUAGGAGGUUUUUUUCGAUUUUCCACAAUUUCUCAUUUUUAAAAUAUGGAGCUACCUGGUUAUUGCACCCACCCCUUCAAAUAUUCCUGGGCCCAGAGCACGCCAACUAGAAUUCUAUUUUGCUGACGUCGCAAAAUAGAAUUUCAUAAUGGGAGAAUCGACGAUUGCUAGGCAAUGUGACGUCACUAAAAUAGAAUCCUAUUUGGCUUGCUCCCGCACCUGUUCGUAUAUUAUUUUCACAAAUUGUAUCGACUUUUUCCUAAUUAAAACUGAUAUUGACUUAAUUAUAGGAUGUAAUGUAACCUUUAUCAAACAGGUAUUUUUUUUUCAGAUUUAGCUUAUUAUUUACAUAUGUUGAUAUUACAUCAUUAUUAUGUUGUAAUAUGAAACUGCUCAAUAUUGUUCGCAAAUGUUUUCUGUAAUCGCAGAGAAGUAUUGAUAAUUCUGCUAUUUUGUAGGACAUAUUGUUCAAAUAAACGAUACAAAGAA